CAACCUUACUCCUGUAGCUUUCGAAGUUUACACUUGUAUAUGUGUAAAUGCGUUUCUUUAGGCUAGGCUACAUCUAGCGACAAUGUGACAAAGUAAACUAAUAGGUAUUGAAGGUAAAAAAAAACUGAUGGAAUCGAGCAAAUACCUAAAACUGGCCUGGACACUAAGUUCAUUUACAACAAUAUGGGUGUUAUUUUGAGCGAGCAAAGUAUUCGAGAAAUAGCACAAGUCCAACGGUUUAUCCUAGACGUAGUAUGAACCAACAUUCAAAAUUUGGAGAUCCCAGAACUCUUUGCAGUAAUUUUGAGGGCACCAGUUUCUCAAGGUUAGUGCUUAUCGUCUCAACACUUGCCCGUCAACAUGCAGGGUGUCAAAUUCCUCGUCCUCCUGGUGGCUGUCAGCUCAGCCUCAGCCUGCAAGUACUUCUGCCGCAAACCAGGCACUUUCGAAUAUGAGUGCUGCGACAACGGAAAUCCUUAUUACACCCCUGAUGAACCUGUAACUGAUGAUGUGGAGGAAAAGGAAACUGUUGUGAUAGAAGCAGAUCCCGCUCCAGCUCCAGCAAAGGAACAAGCUGUAGUGGCAGAGACUUGUACCUACUGGUGUCUAGUUCCCAACUCAUCUGAUUACGUUUGCUGUGACGAUGGUAAUUCUUUCAUUGACGAGGCUGCUACAGAAGUCGUUCCUGAGAGUGAAAAGAAAUUCGUCACAUUCCCACCCUCAAACUGUUACUAUUACUGUGCUUAUGAUGGGAAGGUCUACUGCUGUGGCGAUGUCUCCCAACCUAUCCCUGAAAGCCACGCCAACCAUGACGGUCAAUGCCCAACAGAGGAAGAGCAGACUUGCAAAUCCACUGGUGUCUACCUUAUUUCCAAGAAGUACAACGCUAAGACUAGCGGUGCCAUCCGCUUAGCUUCUGGCCCAGCCAAGGAACAGCUGACCUGUGCCUCUGACGGGUACUGCCAAGAAGAUGAGAAGUGCUGCCCAAGCCACUGCGCCCGCAAGCACAUCUGCUUGAAAGCUCUUCCCGAAGAUGAUCUGGAGUAAGUCUUACAGCAGCCUCCAAGCACAAAGGAAAGGACGAUGGAAAACGAGAAGGUAAAGGGAGGUGCUUGAUAUGAGGAAAAACCCUUGGAGGAAGAAGCAAGGACUCAAGAAACUGGGGAAGUAACAAUGAAGAAGGAGGGGGAUGCAAAAGGAAACCGCUUAUCAAGAUACAUUAUUCAUCCUUGUCAGUUACCAUAUAUUUCAAAGUUUCGUUUUCAUUCAAAUCGGCCAAGAUCGCUAGAUAAUCAGAUAAAGUACAAAUCUCUUCAAGCACAAGGAGGGUAGUGUCCCUGCUAAAAGGAAUAGUAAUUUUGUCUCAUUGCUUUCAAUACAUUUCCAAGUUGUUUUUGCUAGCAGAUCAUAACUACCAAAGAUUUUUUUUAAAUGUUUAUUCUCCAGACAGUACAAUAAACCCCUCUUCAUAAAUCUCUAUUUUCUUUUGAAAGCUCAUGUUUGUGUCCCAUACCAACAGAUGGAGGUGACGUUGAGGAAUCGUGUAUGUGUGUGUGUUUAGUGCUUUGCCUGUUUUUGCUUGUUAGUGAUCCUUAAUUUAUAAAUUAUUAUAUUUUCUGUUAUGCUUUUUGAAUUUUUAAUAUCAUAAUACCAUGUAACAUCACUGCAUCGAUUUGAUGUGUGUGGUAGAAAUAUUAACUUGAUUAGAUGGCGCAUAUUUAUUCCUCUCACAAAUGCAUUUAAUGUAGUCUUUCUAUAAAUUCUAAAAUGUAGUUACAAAACUGUAAUACAUAAAGAUUGAAAAAGUUA
This is a messenger RNA of Macrobrachium nipponense, 1809 nucleotides long. RefSeq lists its product as uncharacterized. The transcript is spliced from 10 exons. Lineage: Eukaryota; Metazoa; Arthropoda; Malacostraca; Decapoda; Palaemonidae. The coding region runs from base 361 to 1047 and encodes 228 amino acids. The record is from RefSeq and is a predicted model, not a curated record.